AUGUCUGAUCAGGGAGACCAUUACUAUACAUCUUGGAUUCUCCAUCGGGUACUAGACAAGUUAAUAGGGAGCGCGGAUCUAGUAGCCCUGAAAAGGAAACUCAAAGUGUUAACUGAGCACUUUGAUAAUGUCAAUAUGGAUACGGUAAAUCAAUUUUACACCGGAAGUUCAGCUGAAGGAGUAGAAAUGCCAGGCUCGGACGUGGACGUCAUGCUUACUUUAAAAGAUAUCAUAGUUUUGUGCCAAGAAGCGGACACCUGUUAUCUACCAGACAAUAUCAGUAAAACAGUGUUAGUGAUGAGAGAUGCUGACAGCAGACCUGGUUAUAUGAACUUGGAAUUAGCUAAGCUGCGACAGAGAGUUUCAAGGAAUUUAUUUGAAGCAAUUGUUCAAAUUGGUGAUAUACAUUUCAUAUCGAGUGAAAUAUUUAACCGGUCAUACCGUGAUAAAUUGAGAACCUUCUUUCAAUUAAAAAUGGAAAAUCAUGGUCCAGCUGCGUCACUGGCAGAUAAUGAGAGUAAUGCACGUGCAGACAUUGAUGUGGUGUGUUCUUUCUCGUGCAGUAGCUGGCCCAAAGAAGCAGAUGAGUGGGUAACAAGGCCCCGCUUUCAUAACUGGCCGAGUCAGUCGUUAAGAGAUCAGAUAGUACAGGACGGCUGCCAUAUUGUCCCAGUAGGAGAUAAAACGUCUGCUGGCACAUUCCUGCAAUGGAGGAUUUCAUUUGUUACCGCGGAAAGGAAACUCAUUCAUUCUCUCACUCAUACACAAUUUUUGGUGUACGGGCUUCUGAAGUACUUUCUCAAACAGAUGUCAGAGAUGUUGAAACAGUUACUUGGCGAAACGGAAAUCUUGUCAUCUUACAUCAUAAAAACUAUUGUAUUUCAUGCCGUGGAAAGUACACCUAAUUCAAUGUGGCAGGAGAAACAUACAUUCGCUUGUUUCAUGUUUUGCAUAAACAUGUUGAUAUCCUGGGUGAGGGCAGGAUACUGUCCUAAUUACUUCAUUAACAGAAACAACAUGUUUCUUGGUAAAGUUUAUGGGGAAAAUCAACAGAAUCUUCUGCGUUUUCUCAUCGAUCUCCAUGACAUGAAAUGGGGAUGUCUUUCAGUUGGAGAAUUUAUAACGCCAUCUGUAGGAGAGCACAUCGACAGGGUGCGGAGUGGAGAAUGGGACAUCAUGUCACCUCACCCUGAGUUGUUGGAACAAAUGUUUGAUUUAGAAAUAUUCAAAGGCAUUUUCUCGUUUGGAUAUUCUUCUGCUGUUCUCCGUGUGUCACUAAAACUGCUGUCUGAAUCAAUGACGGACAUAGAUGAAUUCCUUAAUUAUGCUAUUUCAGCACAGGCUUUUAGCUAUUCAGGAAUGGAACUCUUUGGAGAACACACUGCUGCAGAAGGAAACAAAGAGAAAUACAAAUCUCUCAGGAAAUCCAAGAAUCUUCUUAAACCACUGGCUUCAAUAUGUGCAAGUCCAGGGCUACUGACACUGGCAACAUAUCACUACCAGACUGGAAAUUAUGUCAAAGCAUUGGAUAUAUGUGGAGAAGUAAUUUCAACAUUCAAACUUUAUGUUGGCUCUGAUGCAAAAAUACGAGAUAUCGACAUGUAUCAACAGCUCUUUUGUGGACAAGGGUACACUCUACUACAGAAAAGCCGAGAAGGAUGUGUCUCAAAUGUCAUAUUCCUACCAAACGCUCCACAAUUCUACCCAUCUCAUUUACACCAGGAGAUGACAAAGAAUACAAAGAUGUUGUACCUUAGUGUCCCACCACUCCCGUAUGCUGUAUUUCUGUCUUUCCUCUGCUACCACGAGCAAGACGACCCAGGAAGACGUGACGCAGCGUUAAUUAAUCUCCGAGCAGUGAAAUAUGACGAGGAACAGGGAGUUGGCUACCACUGGAUAGUUCACAAUCUGUUAGGGAUCUGUUAUGAAAUGAUUGGGGAUAGAAGCCGGGCCCUCAGAGAAUACAACGAUUCUCUUCAUGUUCGAAGUUUAACAACAUAUAAGAACCCAGCAAAGGAGAGAAUAGACAAAAUAGGGCUGUUGUAA
This is a messenger RNA of Ylistrum balloti, 2046 nucleotides long. RefSeq lists its product as uncharacterized. The transcript has a single exon. The coding region runs from base 1 to 2046 and encodes 681 amino acids. Lineage: Eukaryota; Metazoa; Mollusca; Bivalvia; Pectinida; Pectinidae. The record is from RefSeq and is a predicted model, not a curated record.